GUGACUACCUUGGCCGGCGGUGGCCCGCGGACGAUGCUCGCCCUCCUGGGCGCGACGACCCUGGUGCUGGUCGCUGCGGUGCGGUGGAUGUUGCCCGCAGCCGCAGGAGAAACAAAUCUAAAAUCUCCUCAAAAUGUAGAGGUGUACAUCAUUGAUGAUACCUUUAUCCUGCAGUGGAACAGAAGUGAACCGUCUGUCAAGAAUGUGACUUUUUCAGCAGAUUAUCAAACUCUUGAAAAUGAUACUUGGGUAAAAUUGCCUGGCUGUCAGUCUGUCGCCAGUACCAAAUGCAACUUUUCUUCAGUCAAGCUCAAUGUUUAUGAAGAAAUUAAAUUGCGGAUAAGAGCGGAGAAGGACAGCCACACUUCUCCAUGGCAUUAUGUUGACUCAUUCACCCUAUUUGGAAAAGCUCAAAUUGGUCCCCCAAAAGUACAUUUAGAAGCUGAAGAUAAGGCAAUAAUAAUAAACAUCUCCCCACCUGGAACAAAAGAUCAUGGCAUGUGGGCUCUGGAUAGCUCAAGCUUCACCUACAGCUUGGAUAUCUGGAAAAACUCUUCAAGUGGAGAAAGAAGGACUAAAACUGUUUACCCCAGAGAUAAAAUUUAUAAACUCUCACCCGAGACCACUUACUGCUUAAAAGUUAAAGCAAGACUUUUGCCGAGAAAAACUGGUGUCUAUAGUCCCGUGUAUUGUAUAAAGACCACAGUUGAAAAUAAACUGCCUCCACCAGAAAAUAUUCAAGUUGAUGCUAAAAAUCACAUCUAUGUUCUUAAAUGGGAUUAUACAUAUGAAAAUGUGACUUUUCAAGCUCAGUGGCUCCAUGCCUAUUUAAAAAAGAUUCCUGGGGACAAUUCAGGUAAAUGGAAACAAAUACCAAACUGUGAAAAUGUCCAAACUACACAGUGUGUCUUUCCCAAAAAUACUUUCCGAAAAGGAAUUUACCUUAUCCGUGUUCGAGCAUCGGAUGGAAAUACCACAUCUGUUUGGUCUAACGAAGAAAAAUUUGAUACUCAGUUACAAAUUACCCCGUUUCCUCCAGUCAUUACCAUGAAAUCCACUAACGAUGUUUCCCUGCGGGUCUAUAUCAGCGCUCCAGAAGAGUCUGAAAACAAGCCUGUGAACCAUCAUUACCCACUAAUUUAUGAAAUUAUAUUUUGGGAAAAUACUUCAAAUGCUGAGAGAAAAAUUCAAGAGAAUAGAACAGAUUUUACUUUUCCUAAAUUGAAACCACUGACUGUGUAUUGUGUCAAAGCCAGAGCGCUCAUUCAGGAAGGAAAGUGGAAUAAAAGCAGUGUUUUUAGUGAUAUUGUGUGCGAGAAAACAAAACCAGGAAAUACUUCCAAAACCUGGCUCAUAGCUGGAGUUUGUGCUGCAUUGUUUUCCAUCCCGGUUGUCAUCUAUGUCAUGAAACUUCUCUUUAGAUGUAUCAGUUAUGUGUUCUUUCCAUCAAGUAAACCUCCUUCCACUAUAGAUGAGUAUUUCUCUGAGCAACCGCUCCGGAAUCUCCUCCUUUUUACUUCCGAGGAACACACGGAAAGAUGUUUUAUAAUUGAAAACAGAAACACUAUCACGGCAGUAGAAGAAACUAACCAAACCGAUGGAGAGCACAAAAAAUAUAAUUCCCAAACCAGUCAAGAUUCGGGAAACUAUUCUAAUGAAGAUGAAAGCAGUGGAAGCAAAUUCAGCGAAGAAUCCCUGAACCAGGAAACCGAGUGA
Messenger RNA from Odobenus rosmarus divergens (Pacific walrus), 1716 nucleotides. It is a transcript of the gene IFNAR1, whose product is annotated as interferon (alpha, beta and omega) receptor 1. The transcript is spliced from 11 exons. The coding region runs from base 34 to 1716 and encodes 560 amino acids. Gene Ontology annotation, biological process: cytokine-mediated signaling pathway. Lineage: Eukaryota; Metazoa; Chordata; Mammalia; Carnivora; Odobenidae. The record is from RefSeq and is a predicted model, not a curated record. Gene Ontology annotation, molecular function: protein binding; interferon receptor activity.